ACUCUCGGUUUCGAUCCCCCUCCAAUCAGGUUGUCCCAUUCACUCGGCGGACUCUGCGGUUUGUGCUUCGAGUCCAGUUGCUCUUCCGGAAUCGUUGAAGAGCGCUCAGCAGCACGUUUGAAUUUCGUUUUUUUUUAAGUGAUUUUGAGUUUCAAACGGUAGUGCCGGGCACAAGUUAGCAUGUGUUAACAUGAGUUUUGUGGUUCCUGUGAGAGAAACGCAGCAGAAAAUGGAAUAUCAGUUACCGCCGCCGCCUCCUGCAGCGGCCCCAAACCUUAACGGACACCAGGUACCCGUGGGAGUUAUGCAGGGCACCCUUACGCACGUUCAGACGCAGGACGAAUCGCACAGAUGGACCCAGUACCAACAGCUCUGGAGACAGCAUGUUUACAUGAACGGAAACAGUAAGCCCCCACACCCCCACGGCCAUGGGCACUCAACAAUUAAAGAUUUGGCGGGUGGCAUGUUAGGAGAAGACAAAAAUAAAGAUGACGGCGAACUGUGGAAUACGGUGGAGGCACAAACUGCAUUCCUCGGACCAAACUUAUGGGAUAAGACUUAUGAAACAGACCUUAAGUAUGUGGAUCUGGACGAGUUCCUUUCAGAAAAUGGCGUGUCAAUGGACGGACUGGGAUCACAUGGGUCCUUAGGCCCGCUUGGAAACUCGCACCCCCUACCUAAACGUGAAAGAUCUCCAAGUCCGAGCGAUUGUAUGAGUCCGGACACUAUUAACCCCCCCUCACCUGCCGAUUCUAGUGAGUCCCUAGAUGAGGAUCUAAAGCCGCAGCCCAUAAUCAAAAAGUCCCGAAAACAGUUCGUGCCCGACGACCUCAAAGACGACAAGUACUGGGCAAGACGCAGGAAGAACAACCUUGCAGCUAAGAGAUCGAGGGACGCCCGCCGCAUGAAGGAGAACCAAAUCGCUCUUCGAGCAGGAUAUCUCGAAAAAGAGAAUAUGGGUCUCCGCCAAGAACUGGAACGACUGAAAAAAGAGAACCUGAUGUUACAAAACAAAUUGUCAAAAUAUGAAGAUGUUUAAAUUUACUGAAGACAUGGUCUCUGAUAUAUUUUACACCUAACAACCGAUCACACUCAUCCGACUCGAAACUUUAUUCAGUGAAUAAGUGUUCCUUAAAAAAGGCAACCAAACAUUUGUAUAUAAACAUACACAUUUUAGUAGUCAUCAUGUAGUGUUAAGUUUAUUACUUUAGUAGAAUGAAAUUUUUAAAUAUUAUUUUUUGGAUCCAUUUGGUCAGAAAUAAUUUAGUAUUUUAUGAAUGUAAAGAAAUUUACAAUUAGAUUUAAUUUAUUUCUUUAAUACUGUAACAUAUUGUAUAAAAU
Messenger RNA from Brassicogethes aeneus, 1341 nucleotides. The record is from the annotation of a GenBank genome assembly. Lineage: Eukaryota; Metazoa; Arthropoda; Insecta; Coleoptera; Nitidulidae.